UGGAUGAGGCCGAAGGAAAGAUAUGGCGCCGAUAACGGUAGGAGAUACUGUUCCCGAUGGAACUCUACAUUGGUUCGAUGAGAAUGAUGAGCUGCAGAAGCUAUCGAUUCACUCACUCGCCGCCGGCAAGAAGAUCCUCAUCAUCGGUGUUCCCGGCGCCUUCAACCCCAUCUUCAGCGUGCAGCAUCUGCCCGGUUUCAUCCCAAGUGCUGAGAAAUUAAAGUUUAAGGGUGUGGAUGAGCUUGUUCUAAUUGGCGGUAUAUUUCUACUUUUAAACUUAAUUGUUCUCUUAUAUUAGCUCUAAUUUCUUUCU
This is a messenger RNA of Dendrobium catenatum, 313 nucleotides long. Its product is annotated as peroxiredoxin-2C-like. Gene Ontology annotation, cellular component: cytoplasm. The record is from RefSeq and is a predicted model, not a curated record. The coding region runs from base 23 to 298 and encodes 91 amino acids. The transcript is spliced from 2 exons. Lineage: Eukaryota; Viridiplantae; Streptophyta; Magnoliopsida; Asparagales; Orchidaceae. Gene Ontology annotation, molecular function: thioredoxin peroxidase activity. Gene Ontology annotation, biological process: cell redox homeostasis; hydrogen peroxide catabolic process; cellular response to oxidative stress.